AUGACCGUGUUUGAUCAGGUGCAGGGUUUGUUGGACAAGCCGGAUAUCCCCUUUAAAAGCAUCAUUGCUGGGAUUUCGAUCGGUAAAUUUGUGUUUGAAACUUAUCUUACGUAUCGUCAGUAUAAGGUUCUUUCCAAGAAAACGCUACCCAAGGUGUUGGAGAACGAGAUCGAUGACGAGACGUUUCUGAAGUCCGAGGAAUACUCGAGAGCCAAGGCAAAGUUCUCAGUGGUCGUGGACGUGUACGAAUUGGUGCAGAAACUGGUGUUUAUCAAGAUAGAUGCGUUUCCACGUCUGUGGAAGUUCGGUGUGCAGCUGGCCAACUUUAUUUUGCCAGCUAAGUUCCAUGCGGUUUCAACCGUGGCUCAAAGCUUGUGCUUCUUGAGCGUGUUGAGCAACCUGUCGACGAUCCUGGAUAUCCCCACAUCGUACUACCAACAUUUUGUUCUGGAAGAAAAAUUUGGCUUCAACAAGUUGACUGUCAAACUAUGGAUCACUGAUAUGGUUAAGAGCGUGGCGUUGAGCCAUGCUCUCGGCGGCCCCAUCUUAUACGGGUUCUUGAAGAUCUUUGAAAAAUUCGAGACCAACUUCCUGUGGUACAUCUGUUUGUUUACCUUCGCUGUGCAGGUCCUGGCCAUGGUCUUGGUGCCAAUGUACAUUAUGCCCCUGUUCAACAAGUUCACGCCUUUGGAAGACGGAGAGCUGAAGACAUCUAUUGAGAACUUGGCCAAGAGCGUUGGGUUCCCCUUGGAUCAGAUCUUCGUCAUCGACGGCUCCAAGAGAUCCUCGCAUUCGAACGCAUAUUUCACUGGCUUGCCCUUCACGAGCAAGAGAAUCGUCCUUUUCGAUACCUUGGUGAACGAGAGUUCUGUGCAGGAGAUCACCGCGGUUUUGGCCCAUGAGAUAGGCCACUGGCAGAAAAACCACAUACUAAACAUGAUCCUGUUCAGCCAAGUGCACGUCUUUGUCAUCUUUUCCCUUUUCAUCGGCGUCUACCGUAACCUGUCGCUCUACAACGAUUUCGGAUUCUUCAUCGGCGCUCCAGGCUCUGUUCUCAGCUCUUCUUCCAAAGUGUUUACUCCAGAAUGGCCUAUCAUUGUGGGAUUCAUGCUGUUCAGUGACUUACUGACCCCAAUGGAGUGCUUCAUGCAAUUCGUAAUGAGUCUUGUGUCAAGACUGCAUGAGUUCCAAGCGGAUGCAUACGCAAGAGGUCUUGGUUUCUCCAAGCAACUAUGUCAAGCGUUGAUCAACCUACAGAUCAAAAAUUUGUCCACAAUGAACGUCGACCCGCUCUACUCGAGCUACCACUACUCCCACCCAACGCUUCCAGAGAGACUCACCAAUCUGGGCUACGUUAGUGAAAAGAAGAAGCGCUGA
Torulaspora globosa is the source of this 1377-nucleotide messenger RNA. It is a transcript of the gene STE24, whose product is annotated as zinc metalloprotease. Gene Ontology annotation, biological process: CAAX-box protein processing. The transcript has a single exon. The coding region runs from base 1 to 1377 and encodes 458 amino acids. The record is from RefSeq and is a predicted model, not a curated record. Gene Ontology annotation, cellular component: endoplasmic reticulum membrane. NCBI's taxonomy places the organism in Eukaryota, Fungi, Ascomycota, Saccharomycetes, Saccharomycetales, Saccharomycetaceae. Gene Ontology annotation, molecular function: metalloendopeptidase activity.